Messenger RNA from Vitis vinifera (wine grape), 2363 nucleotides. Its product is annotated as glucan endo-1,3-beta-glucosidase 12. Lineage: Eukaryota; Viridiplantae; Streptophyta; Magnoliopsida; Vitales; Vitaceae. Gene Ontology annotation, cellular component: plasma membrane. Gene Ontology annotation, molecular function: hydrolase activity, hydrolyzing O-glycosyl compounds. The record is from RefSeq and is a predicted model, not a curated record. The transcript has 3 exons. Bases 705 to 2120 code for a protein of 471 amino acids. Gene Ontology annotation, biological process: carbohydrate metabolic process.
UGACAACUAUUAUUAAUAAUAAUGUGUGAAGACAAAAAACAAAGGGAAGAAAUGAAAUUAACCACCAUAGGUUAAAGCUGAGGAUGCAAUUACCCUUAUUAUUAUUAGUAGUACAAACUGAAAAUAGCACAGCUGGGACUUCCAACGGUCCAAUUUAUUACGCAUCUCGAUGCUUUCUCCAAGGUACCAUCGUCAUGCAUAAUUAGAAAUGGAUUUUAUCAAAUACACCUGAGUUCCAUCACUUACGAUGGACCUCAUCUGAUCCAACUCCUUGAGGACUCAAUUCUGGCAAUGUGUAAGCCGUGGAACACGUGGACGGAUGGUAGGGAGGGAGAACCGGCAUGCGUGAUGAGGUUGGGGAGUACGGUGGAAUUUUGGGGGACGGGGAGGACAGUCGUGAAAACGGUCGAGUUUGUGGGUCCGCAAGUCGCGCUGUUGAAGAAAGACUAGGAAUAGGAGCCGUUAGAUUUGGAUAUGUCCACUCCAAAGUAGUCACGUUGAUGCGUGGGACCCAUCAGUUUCCGGCGCCUACAACUCCGAUCGUGACCUUCUUUCCUUUUCCCACUCGUUUUUCCACUAUCUCCACUCUCUCGUGUCUCUCUCAAUCCAGUAUUUAUAUCUAUAGACGAAUACAGAGAUCAUCCCCCGGGUCGCUCUCUCCUUCUCUGUCUCAUUUUCAUGCUCUGUUUUUCUAGAACUAGAGCAUGGCAAUCCUCAUCUUCGCAUUUCUCUUUCUACUAUCAUUCUCUUCACCUUCAGAGGGAGGUGGUUCAGUUGCAGUCAACUAUGGGCGCAUUGCGAAUGAUCUCCCACAACCAGCCCAAGUGGUGGAGCUUCUCAAGGCACAAGGGAUCAAUAAAGUGAAACUUUUCGACGCCGACUCUACGGUCCUCACUGCUCUCGCUAACUCCGGCGUAAGCGUCGUCGUUGCACUUCCUAAUGAACUCCUCUCCUCAGCCGCGGCCACAGAUGGAUCCUUCUCCGAAAAAUGGGUCCAAACUAACAUCGCCCAGUAUCACCCCAGCACUCAAAUCGAAGCCAUUGCCGUUGGCAACGAAGUCUUCGUCGACCCCAAUAACACAACUCAGUUCUUGGUGCCUGCCAUGAACAAUGUUUACAAAUCACUCGUGAAACACAACCUCUCAUCCAUCAAAAUCUCUUCUCCUGUAGCGCUCAGUGCUCUGAAUUCUUCUUACCCACCCUCAGCUGGGGUGUUCAAGCCUGAGUUAAUUGAAACGGUGAUGAAGCCCAUGUUGGAAUUUCUCCGCAAGACCUCAUCGUAUCUCAUGGUUAAUGCGUACCCGUUCUUCGCUUACUCUGCCAACUCCGACGUUAUUUCCCUCGACUACGCUCUCUUCAGGGCCGUGAACGCCAACGUGACCGAUCCUGGUAACGGGUUGAGCUACUCCAGCCUCUUCGAAGCCCAACUCGACGCCGUUUAUGCAGCCAUGUCCAAUAUCCAAUACAACGACGUUCCGGUGGUGGUGACCGAGACUGGCUGGCCUUCCAAGGGCGACGAGAACGAAAUCGGAGCCAGCACAGACAACGCCGCCGCCUACAACGGCAAUCUCAUCAAACGAGUGCUCACCGGCGGUGGCACUCCGUUGCGGCCAAACGAACCACUCAACGUUUACCUGUUUGCGCUGUUCAACGAGAACCAAAAAACAGGUCCCACAUCGGAGAGAAACUAUGGCUUGUUCUAUCCGAACAAAGAGAAGGUUUAUAAUAUUCCAUUAACCAUGGAGGCUUUGAAGGCUACUGGGUCAACGCCGAUUAACGGUAGCAAGGUUCAGGUGACUUCACCUCCAACGGCUUCCGAAGAAGUAACCACUGCAGCGGUGGGGCAAACGUGGUGCGUGGCGAACGGCGAGGCUGGGGCAGAGAAGUUGCAGGCGGGGCUUGACUACGCUUGCGGAGAGGGCGGGGCUGACUGCCGUCCAAUUCAGGAAGGCUCCACGUGUUAUAAUCCUAACACCCUCGAGGCACACGCUUCGUAUGCCUUCAACAGCUACUAUCAGAAGAACACACGUGGCGCUGGGACGUGUAAUUUUGGUGGUGCGGCACACGUGGUCACGCAAACUCCAAAAUUUGGGAAUUGUGAGUUCCCAACAGGGUACUGAGUUUGGCGAAAUUGAGUUUGGAGGGGAGGCUUUAGGCCUUUUUUUUAUUUUUUAUUUUUAUUUUUUUAAUUACUAGUAUAUUUUAUUGGAGCAGCAUUAGGAUAAUAUUUUUUUAUAUGUAUUUAUGAUUAAUUCUAUUGUGGGUAGAUACGGUGGAUUGUCAGCUAGUUGACUGUUGCGUCUUGUAAUUAAAGGUCUGAUGGGUAUUUCUUUAUAUCAUAUUAUAUUAUAUGGUUCUCCUAA